AUGGAUUUUAUAGAGUUGGGAGAUGUGGGAAGUGGCUGUGAAGAUGAGAACUGCGGCCUUGCAUCGAGUCCCCUGGAGGACUGUCCCAACCAAGAGUGCCAGUGGGAGGAACCGGAUUUUGGCUUGGUCGAGUUAGGUGGGUAGAGGACAACAGUUAAGGCCUAUCAGAAGUUUUUAUCUGGUUACAAAAUAGACUGAAAUUAUUACUGAUGCCAGUAUAUAACCCACAAAAGCAACAAAGCCUGUUACCUACAAGACCACAAGUUUCUAUACUUGUACUGUUUAAUGUAUUAAAUGUUGCAUCAGGGCAGACGUCCAAUGGCAAAUCAACAGCCCCUUUCUUUAACAGCUAUUUUUUAAAUUACUGCAAUUAACAGUGAGACAUCAGUCUUACUUUUUUUGUCUUAACUUGCUCAUGUAUGGGUUCAAUCAGUUCAGGGGCAAAAGGUUCUGUUUUGUCCAAGGGGGCACCAAAGUCAGCUCUAACCUGUAGUUCUUUAUUGAGCCGUGAUGUAAAUGAACAAUAAACCUGAUACAGGCUCAUUUUUUAUGAAAAGGAAAAAUUAUCAAAUCCUAUUAAAAAAAACAUAUUUUGAAUUGCAAACCAUGUGAUAGCAAACUGACCUGAUGUUGUGGAUGCAGUGAAAGUGGGCAGUAAAACUUGAAACUCACCAGAUUUUAAAACCUCCCAUUGUUAGCUGAACUCUUUUCACUUUAUUCUUCAAUUAGAAAAUUACUAUUACUUCCCAUAUGUAACUACCACCAAUAACUGGUUUGCUUAACUUGGCACUAAAAGUUGAAGUACAUUCACUCUUGGGUAUUGAGGUCCUUUGGAUACACACAUUUGAAGACAAAUUCAAUCAUUUAGGUUUGAUAAUUUGUUCAAGUAUAUUUCUGUUCAAUACGAAGGGCUAAUCUAUCUGUCUUGGCAGGAUUUAUCUUCACUUUCAAAAUCUUAAAAAAAAACAAACAAAAAGAAAAUGACUUUUUUUUUCUUUUUUAGAAGUCAACUUGGUUUGCUGGUUCUCCUGUUUUCUGUCUUGCUCUUUGACAAACAUGCUACUAAGAAUUUCCCCUACAAAUUAAGUUUCCUAUCUUAUCUUAUUUUAUCUUAUCUAAGCUUAUCUCCUUUCAUCUCAUCUUAUCUUAUAUUAAACGAGGCUCUGUGUUUUCUGUCUUCUUAAAAACAUUUCAUUUGGCUCUUCUUCAAAAAUUUUAUUUGAGCUUUCUUGUAGGUGUACAUUGCAAUUAAAGCUCCUGUGAGAAAAGUAAGGUUUUCGUGGCUUUUGGCGCCCCCCCCGUGGACAAAGUAAUACAUCUUAUUUCUUGUGCUGAACAUGUAAAAGGUGUGUGUCCUCAGAGAGUAAAAUAUUUCACUCACUGGGAGUUUUUUUAUUUGUAUGCUUCUUCAGUGUACUGUUAAUCAUCAGGUCUGAUAGCUCCCCCUCCUGGCAGUUUCAGGUAUCUAAAAUUACAUCAGCGAGAUUAUAAACCUUGCUCUAGAUGGUUUGUUUGCUUUUGAAAGUCAUAGAAAGCUAUCAGUGGCAGAAUCAGGCUCUUUGUGGACCAGUUUAAACUCCUCAGGGUGGCUUUAAAUUAGGAACUUUCCAUUCCUUGUAUUUAAUUCAUGCAUGAAAAUGUCAUAGUUCUCAUUAAUACAUAAAGUGAAUCUGAUAAAACAUCAAUAUUUGAUGUUGCAGUGUGUGUGACUGUCAUUUAUAUCCCACUGAUGCUCUUCGGCCUUCUGGGAAACGUACUAACAAUUCUGGUGGUUUGGCUCCGCCCCCACAUGAGAAGCUCCACCUACCUCUACCUGAGCAGCAUGGCUGUCAGCGAUCUGUUGAUCCUCCUGCUGCUGCCUCUAGAUCUUUAUAAGGUAAACACAAACAUAAAAACAUAAGCACAAGGUGGGCAAUACAUUUUUCAUCAACGCUUGUUAUCACCUCAGAUAUCCUGUUGUGUCGAUGAUGUAGCUCGUGGUUCUGUCAGACACAGUAUAUGACGCAUUCGCUCCCCUCUGAGCUCUGUCUUCCCUUAUUGAACCCUCUGUUGCUCUACCCUCAGGGGAACUUGCUGACAAAUGACAUUUUUUUCAUUACAUCCAGCGGUUGUGUCAUACCGAGAACAUCAUCUCCUCUGCACAAUCACAUUGGCAGAUCAAAUAACGUGAGAGAAAACAAACAAUAUUGUGGGGAUUAAGACUUAUUGUUAACAUCUUCAAGAAAGAGAGAGAGAGAAAGAGAGGGCUGUGAUUUCUCACUUUAGAUCACUUCCUGUGAUUCGGCUCUGUUCAGUUUGUUGUUCUUGUAGUCCUGUACAUGUCAGUCAGGGUUAAAUAGGGUAAUAGUUUGGAUUAAAAGAUAAAGAGGCAGAAUUCAGUCAAUCAAUCAAAUUUUAUUUAUAAAGCAAGCGCCAAUUUAAAACAGUCGUUAUCCCAAGAUGCUUUCCAAAGAAAAAGAGCAGGUCUAGACCAUUGUUUGAUGAAUUAACAAAACCCAACCUUAAGAUGAGUCCGAUUUGACCCAUCUCAUCUAACAUGAGUGACAGUGGUAGGAAAAACUUCCUUUAACAGGUAAAAACCUUGGGAAAGACCAGACUCAUGCUAGAACGCCACCAGGCCGCUGCUGUGUUGGGGAGAAAUACAGAGAGAUAGGGGGAGAGAGAGAGAGGAGUAGGAGAGAGGACAUGGGGAGAGAAAGAGAGCAAGGGAGAAGGAAGGAGCGAGAAAGAGAACAAGGGUGAGAGAGAGAGACAAGGGACAACAGCAACAUUAACACGAGUACAACAACAACAGCUCAUAUUGAGUUGUGGUUGCAGAACAAGUACUGAUGAAACAACAUGAAUUCAGUUUACAGGGUCAGAAUAUAAGUAAUUAUGGACUAUGUUGAAUUAAUUUAAUGUGAUUACAGUCAGCAGGCCUAAUAGUAGUUAACUCUAGUUUUAUGUUAUUAAUGUGGGUGAGGCUGAUGUUCAUGUCUGCAGCAACAGUCCAGAGGAACCUAAGAGAAGAAGGAGCUCAGGGCCUGAGGCAGACAAUCAUAAAUGAUGCAGCUAGAGUCAGGCAGGUCCACAGUGGCCAACCAUCUGUAGCAUCAGUCCAAUGUUUUAAUAACGCCUGUAAAUCAAUGUUAACUCAUUCUCUUCUUUGAAGCAUGAAGAAUAAAGUUCAAUGUAAACCAAGAAUGUGCACUUAAAACAAGAUCUGUGUGAACUGGACAUGAACAGAUGUAGAUUUAUGAAGGUGAAUACAUGCAAAUCUAUAAAAAGGCUUUUGGGUUAAAACUGUCUUUCUCUUGCAGCUCUGGAGGCCCAGACCCUGGCCUUUUGGAGACCUUGCCUGUAAGCUGACCAUGUUCAUGUCAGAGUGCUGUACCUUCUGCACAAUCCUCCACAUCACCUUCCUCUCUGUAGAGCGAUAUCUGGCAGUCUGCUGGCCAAUUACAGCUAAGACCCUCGUGACACGUCGCAGAACCAGAGUCCUCAUUGGCUGCCUGUGGCUGGGCGCGGCCAUCAGUGCAGCACCUGUGUUGGUCAUGGUUGGAGUGGAGGAGGUUAGAGGAGAGGAGUCAGGGCUUGGUGGGUGGAGGGAGGAUGGAGGGUGGACAGGAAGGGAAGGAGAGCAGGCAGGCCUUGUAGAGAGCAGGGAAAGGGGGAGUGGAGAAGUAUUUUCAGUGGAAGAAGGAGAGGAGGCAAGAAAGUGGGGAGAAAAUGUCGGUGAGUUAAAAUGGUUUGGAGAGUCAGAGGAGAGAAUGGUGGAAACAGAAGAAAAGGAGGAGAGGGAAAAAGGAGAUGCAGGAAAAUCCAGGGAUGAGGGAGGGGGUAAGGAUGUUGAAGAAAAGCAACAAAAGAAAUCAGAAAAGGUGGAUGAAACAGAAGGGGAAGAAAGUGUCAAUGAAAAUUCAGGUUUCCCUGACAGCAGAGAGUGCCGCUGCACAAACUACGCCGUUUCAUCCGGCCUGUUGUCUUCCAUGAUGAUUCUCUCCAACCUGUACUUCCUGGUACCUUUCUGCAUCCUGGGACUGGUCUACAGCUUGAUUGGACGGACACUGUGGCUCCGCCCACAAAGUAGUCGUAGAGACCAGAGUCAUCGCCACACUGUAAAAAUGCUGGGUGAGUUUUCUUUUAUUUACUUUUUAUAGAAACCCCCUUUUUUAUAUUUGCAGACUUGUCUCAUUUUGUACUGUAAGCUGGGAACGUACAGCUGUAUGGGCUUUAAUUGUGAACUAUCACUCUCAACAUUAAGGGCAUCAGUAGUCCUAUCAAAAGGUGUACUCUACUCUAAGAGAUACAGCUCACAAACACUGAACAUUUAAAAUUUAAAGGGAAUAGGUUGGGCAGAUAUUUUACUCAUUAUAUAAUUCCAGGAGAAACAAUAUCAGUAUAUUAAGAGCUCAACUUCACUGCUUAAUUUAAACUCAUUCUGACGGAAAUGGAAAAUAUGUCUAAGUUGUAGGUUUUCUUCUUGGAGACUACAUGCUACAAAUAUAUAUAUAUUUAAUAUAAGACAUUUGACUCAAGACUUUUGUCUCAUCUUUACCAACUAACCACACAAUUAUGAGGGGUAGUUUCAACUCUCGCCUGGUCAUGAUAAUGGACUGUUAUCACUCAAAAAAAUCAGACACCAUCAAAAAUCUCAAAAACAACACAGGAAUUAUGUUCUGAAGUAGGACUCAAUUCGUGUAUUCUUUCUGAGUACUCGUUAUUUAGUUCGGUUUAGUUUGUUAUUUAAUUUUUUGCCCUUCAGUCUGCAAAAACAGAGCACAUGAUGCUACUUAAAAAUCCACCAGGACCUGAUGGAUUUAGCUUAGGGUCUUUUGAGCUGCAACAAUUAGUUCCCCAGUUCCCAAAUGCUUACUAAAGUGACACAGAGGUAUACUCUUGCCAAUCCCAGCUUUUUAGGAAUGUGUUGCAGCAUCAAAUUCAAAGUUAGCGAAUAUUUGCGAAAAACAGUCAAGUUACUUCGACAAGUAGGGAGAGCCUGAUACAUGAUUGUGUGUGUCAUGUCCCGUUAAAGAGGAGCAAUUGGGCUUUUACACACUUACAAAGAUGACAACUCUGUAAAUGCAAUUCAGACUAGUGUUUAAGAUCUUUCAAACAAAGGCCUGUUAUUUUCCCAGUGAGGUUUUAGAUAAGAUAAGAUAAGAUAUUCCUUUAUUCAUCCCACGAGGGAAAAUUCCAAAAUUUACAGCAGAGAUAAAUCCAAAAUAGAAAUUAAAGAAUGAAGAAAACAGAGUAAAAAAGAUGUAAAAAAAAAAAAAAAAAAAGAAGAAAGAGAGAAAGAAAAUAAAAAGGAAAAAAAGACAUUUAUAUCGAUAUACAUUAUUCUAAUGUUUAUUUCUUUUAUUUUUCUUCUCUGCUCUGCCCCUCUGUCUUCAUCCAGGAGUGAUUGUCUUGGCCUUCGUCUUCUGCUGGCUGCCCUUCCACGUAGGUCGGACAAUUUUCUCUCUUUCUCAGGGCACCAGUACUGACGGACAGGAAGCAUACGCUUACAUGAAUACACACUCAGAGAUGAUCAAUAUCUCAGAAAGCAAAGACAAAGAUAUCCAUGUACACACCGAUGAAGACACACACUUGGCAGAUGCAAAAAUCCAGACACACAGAAACAGAGAGACCCAGUAUGAGGAUAUGAGCAUAGACGUCGACUUAUACUCUCAUGUAAAAACAAGCAGGGGCGUGCAUAAUGUGGAUCACAGCAUCGACACAGUUUCACACACAAGAACACGCAAUAACACAACACCUGCUGAUAGGCAGAUAGGCAGAGUAACAGACACAAAAACGAACUUGCAUAACAUCACAAACACCUCACUCACUCAAAGAGUUACAGAUACCGAUACAAAGGUGUCACAUUCACAGACUAGUUUUCUUACAGACACCAGCACACACUCCUAUGGGCCAACCUUUACAGAGCAACUAAUACUUACUACAGAGCCCAACAAGAUACAAGUCUGCAGAAAGUCAGAGGAAAACACAGCCCCUACCUCAGACACGAGCACACAACCUGUGACACAAGCCUACCUUUAUGAUGAAAUACCUUUCAAUGUUACUUACAAACCCCCUGAUACCUACUACUUUUUAUAUUAUCUGUCUCAGUAUUUCAACCUGGUGUCCUCUGUCCUCUUCUACCUUAGUGCUGCUGUAAAUCCUUUACUGUACAACCUAAUGUCUGCCCGGUACAGACACGCUGUACACAGCCUCAUACACACACACUCUCACACACAGACUCAUCAUCGUCGGCGCACUCUUACAGGACAACACUCGACCACCACCACUCUAUGA
This is a messenger RNA of Xyrichtys novacula (pearly razorfish), 6276 nucleotides long. The record is from the annotation of a GenBank genome assembly. NCBI's taxonomy places the organism in Eukaryota, Metazoa, Chordata, Actinopteri, Labriformes, Labridae.